GCUUUACAGUGAAUGUAGCCGCUAGCCUUAUGCUUUAUUCAUUGUGAGCAGUUUCUCAUACAUUAGUGUACGUUUUCGUGCGGUUACGUGACCAUUUACAUCUAGUUCACUUCUUAUAUCUAAGUGACACAAAUAUGGGCGUGAAGAAAAGCUGAACGUGGAGCGAUAACUAAAAGGGGUCUCAAAAUACCCCUUGUGUUAGCAUUAGCUGUUAGCAUACCGCUACUUAGAUACCUUAACGCUGUGUGUCAGUUUUGCCGAGAUAUUAAAAAAUACUACCAUGAGUCUGGUAGUUGGACGUGAGCCCCGUAAAACUGCGGGUAACCGUAUGUCGAAAUUACUGGAUGCUGAAGAAGAGGAUGAAUUCUACAAGACCACCUAUGGAGGUUUCGACGAUGAAUCAGGGGAUGAUGAAUAUCACGGAGAACAUUCAGACACUGAGGAUGAGGUGGACAGCGAUUUUGACAUCGAUGAGGGUGAUGAGCCGGACAGCGACCAGGAGGAAGAUGCACCACGGAGAAAGGGUCGAGUCGUCACUAAAGCCUAUAAGGAACCUAUAAAGGUGGCAAAGCCCAAACCCAAAAGACCCUCUGAGGAACAGAAGAAGACUGAGAAAGUCAAAGUGGAGCUCAAAAGGAGGAUUCCACAGGAAUUUCAAGAUUUUGGAGAGACUCGGAAGUCAGUCCGACAGUCCACAAGUGAGCAUACUCGAAAAACUAACCUGCGCUUGCAAGAGCGGCAGGAUGCCCCUCGGAGAAGACGAGGAGCUCACCGUGACCGGCCCCUCACCCAAGAGGAGCUGCUGGCUGAGGCCAAGAUCACAGCCGAGAUCAACAUUCGCUCUUUAGAGAAUUAUGAAAGGCUGGAGGCAGAUAAGAAGAAACAAGUUCACAAAAAACGGCGUUUUGAAGGACCAACAAUCCGUCACCAUUCAGUCCUGAUGCCCAUUGUCUCUCACUCAGUAUUAAAAGAAGAAAACGUUGAUGUUGAAGGGUUGGACCAGGACGUCCCUCAGACUGCACAAACAAAUCCGACCACGCCUUCCCAGCAGCCCGCUGGAGGCCUGUGCUCCCGCACUUACAUAACAUUCAGUGACGACGAAGCUUUCGAGGCGGCCUUUCCCAACAGCGCACAGUCCAGCCUUCAGCUCCCUGUCCAGGAGAUCUGUCCAGUCACCCACAAGGCCGCACUGUACCGUGACCCGGUCACCGACAUACCUUAUGCUAACACACGAGCCUUCCGCAUCAUCCGAGAAGCGUACCGUAAAUAUGUGGCCGCUCAUGGAUUUCCUAACACCUCUGGAGGGGCAUCGGGACUUGACUCGUCAGCACCUAAGAGUGCUCGGCAGAAAAUGGUCGUAAAGCAAGCUGCUGUGUCAACAUAGAGAAACUUAAUCAGGGAUAUUGGAAAAGUAUUUAGGUUUCUUUUUUAAGUUCUUAGUUCAAGUAGAGUGCCAUGACAAAAACUAUCUGCCACCCUCUGCUUCUUCUACGUCUACUUUAAUCUCAUCCCAAGUGUCCUUGGCAGUGGACAUAUUCCAUCCAAGUGGAGGUUUGAGCAGACAAUGCAAAAUUUGGAUGUGGAUGAUUCGUUGUGUGAAUAUGGUCACUCCUAUUGACAGGAAAAAGAAUUACUUGACAACUCUCACAAUAACAACAUUCUUUGUUAUGACAUGUCUGCAUACAGGUCAUACGUUGACGAAGUAAAACUUGAAUUGGACAUUCAAAACAGGUCUUCAUCUACACAGGAGCAGCUUUGAACUCUUUUCUCCUCGUUUUUCUUUCUAAUAAAAAGACUUCACUGUUUAGAUGUUUGGGCUUAUUUUCUACAAUUGUACAUAUUUCACAACAACAAAUAAAUAUCUGGAACUUA
This is a messenger RNA of Sphaeramia orbicularis (orbiculate cardinalfish), 1872 nucleotides long. It is a transcript of the gene vps72a, whose product is annotated as vacuolar protein sorting 72 homolog a. The record is from RefSeq and is a predicted model, not a curated record. Bases 281 to 1384 code for a protein of 367 amino acids. Gene Ontology annotation, cellular component: nucleus. NCBI's taxonomy places the organism in Eukaryota, Metazoa, Chordata, Actinopteri, Kurtiformes, Apogonidae. The transcript is spliced from 6 exons.